Pyrus x bretschneideri (Chinese white pear) is the source of this 1864-nucleotide messenger RNA. Its product is annotated as protein LNK3. The transcript has 6 exons. Bases 220 to 1473 code for a protein of 417 amino acids. The record is from RefSeq and is a predicted model, not a curated record. Lineage: Eukaryota; Viridiplantae; Streptophyta; Magnoliopsida; Rosales; Rosaceae. Gene Ontology annotation, biological process: circadian rhythm; regulation of DNA-templated transcription.
UUUUCUUUAGUCUAAAAUAAAAUACAGAAAAACCUGACCACCAAAAAAAACCACGCCCGUCUUGUUUGUUUUUCAGCUCAAACACUCCAAAUCCCAAAUAAACCCAUCUGAAUUUUCAGUUUUCGAGAUCGAUUUCUUCAUCUGGGCUAGCUUAAAUCUCGGAAUCACAAACUGGGUCCCGUUCAAUUUCCCAAAUAGUCGAUCAAAAGGAUAAGUCUCAUGGAUUGGUAUUACAGCGUUGAUGAUCUUGUUGUUCCAAAUGAUGGACAAUUGGAUAGGCUUCCAUCACCGGACAGUUGGUCAAGAUGGGGAAUUAGUCCAUCUGAAUAUUUUCAGUCGACUAAUAAAUGCUUUUCAACGUAUCCCCAAUUCAACAAGGAGUCCAACUUUAGUGGUAACAGUUUGUUUGGUGAAGUCGAGAUGGAAACUUCUGUUAAUGAAAAAGAUCCGUCGAGCAGUUCAAGUGCAUGUGAAGGAUUGUCCGAGGCCUCUCUUCAGCAGACCACUCUUUCAUACAAUCGGGCUAAUAAUCAACUUGAAGACCUAGCAGGACUCGAACAGAUGGAUGACAUUUUCCUGAGUUCCUUACUUGACGAUCUUCCUGGGGCAGAAAACGCACACAAAUCAUUCUCUUUUUGUUCUGAUUCCAAUGGCUUGUUACCCACUGAUAGUAUCUCGACAAGCACGAGUUUGGAAGCAUCAAGUAUCUCGAGCAGCGUGCGCAGUGCAGGAAAUUCAAUGUAUCUUCAAACUCAUGCAUUUUCACCAACUGUGGGUUCUGAUAAACGAGAUGCCACUACUUCACAGUUUAAUCAGUGCAACUCGGAGAACGAAAAUUUCCUUCCAGUAAAGACAGCAAGAGUUUUUGCCCUACCUGAGCAAAGCAACAGGAAUGGACCCAUUGGUGAGGAGUCAUCAGUUGAAGAGUCUGUAUUACAUGAACUGGAAAUGGUGAUGAAACAGUUGAAUGAGAAGACCCGAAUUUGCUUUCGAGAUUCCUUGUACCGUCUUGCAAACAACUCAAACGGAAAUCACACUACACAGAGCCAAGAUGGGGCUGAAGCAAUGGAAAAAGAAAAACCCUUAUCAUGGACAGCCCAGGAUGAAACAGUCAGGUCAGGGAGCAAUAAAGGGACGGAAUCAGAGACGAACGCCAUUGACAGAGCAAUCGCAAACCUCAUGUUUAAUGAGAUGAACUUUAAUGCACAGGACCUUUCUGGAGGCGCAUCAUUAGACUCCAAACAAGAAGUCACUGGAGCGACUGGGCAACAAGCUGACGACGCUUACCGACCACAAAUCUCUCAUUCACAUAUCCCCUCACUUGUACCACAGGAUGCUGAAGUUCCAACUCUAGGUGAAAUAAACAUGGAUGUGGCGACAGAUGAUGAAAUGCACAUCAGUUUCUCGUCGUGUAAUGCUGGUGGGAAGCAAAAAGCUCCAAUGAGGGAGUUCGCAUCUACAACUGAGUUCUAAAAGGCUAUUCGAACAACGGCAUAUAUGGCCAAGGUUUGUGGUCAAAGAACCUUGCUCGAAUUGCUUUGAGGACGUUUGUUACUUCUCUUGUACAUACAAAUCCCGUCUAGUUAGUGUGCAAUGUUCAAAGAUUUGAUGUAUCUCUGUUCUGCUCAGUUUUGAUUGACAUGCGAAUGAGCGAAUUUAAUUCAGGUACCUCGUCAUAGACACGAAUUUACGCUUUCCUACUGAAGGCUCGUUCUAGUUACGCUAUAGUGUGUUAUAUUCAGAAGACUUUACAUGCAUCCUCAAGCGUGUGCUGUAACUUGUUUGGAUAAUUAUAUGGCAAGUUACAUUUGUGGUCUCUAGUGUAUGGGAUUGGUAUCACUAUAAAUCUCUAUUUCGCUUUCGA